Molecule: messenger RNA, 5923 nt
Organism: Taeniopygia guttata (zebra finch)
Lineage: Eukaryota; Metazoa; Chordata; Aves; Passeriformes; Estrildidae
Source: RefSeq, a predicted model, not a curated record
AACAAAGGCGGGAAAAGGGGCAAAAUUACACUUUUUUUUUGGUAGACUCAUUAAUUCGUUUGUCAGUAGUGCCUGCAGCAGGGCUCAACUAACAGCUAAGAAAUCGACUCUAUCAAGACUUUUUCGUUAUUUUUGGGAUCUAGAUUUGAUGUGUUGUGUGGUGUGGUGAGAAGUGGCAUCAUUAUUGCCCAGUGUGUGCUCUCCAGAGGGAGCCCUCCCAGGGUGCUCUGUCCCUUCCUGCUGCGAAAGAGACUCUGGUCCCAAGUGUUAAUCUCACUUCUCUGGGAGAUUAAAAGAAAAAGGUGGUUUCAUCUCCAGGCAACACCCUGUGCUAAAAAAAAAAUGGUUUCUGUGCAGUAGUCCUAGAAAGGAGAUCCAAGGAGAUAAGAUCAGACUGGAAUGAGAUAACAUCAGCCAAAGAAAUGGUGCUGGAAUCAACAAUCAGGAAAGCAAGCACAUAUUAAUUCAGUAAGUGUGAAAGCUACAGGGCCUGUUGGGCUGGUCCCUGCUCAGUCACCUGUGGAGAAACACACCCAGGAGGAACCCGGCUGCCCCGCGGGCACACAGAGCUCGGCUCUGCCAUCACCUUCACCAGGAGAACUGCAGGUAUCCUUGUGCAGCUCAAUAGGUCUGGCUGAGCCCAGCACCUGCAGAGCCUUUGCUGGAAAAUAAAGGUUUGUCCCUGAGGCAAUCUGCAUGUGGAAACAACCUCCUCCGGCAGAGAAAAUGGGCCAGAAGGUCUCCCAGGAGGACAACCAGGAAAGCAAGGCUGAAACUUUGGUCAUCUGUGAAGUCUUCAGCCAGGGUGUGCUCCAUGCAUCUCAGAGGCUGAAGGAUUAUCUGGGUUUUGUGGAUCCUCAAAGCAAAUUCCAGCCGGCCACGAACACGCUGAGCGAGAUCUUCCUGGUCAACUUCAUCGACUUCUGCGUGGGAAAGGGCGUGGAGGAGCGGAUCGUGACCAGCAAAAUGACCAAGCAGCAGUCCUCCCUGUUCGGAGUGGACUGGAUCUGGACUCUGUGUGGGCUUGAGAAGCAGAUCAAGCUGCAGAUCGCCGUGCAGGCUCUGCAGCCGGCCGAGCUCCUCCACGGCGAGGGCGCUGCCGAGGAUUGCUGCCGGGAGGCCGCGCUGGCCGACGAGUGCUUCCAGAACAUGAGCAGGUUUGAGAAGCUGGCCGAGUUCUGCCGCCUGGUGGGACGGGACUGCCUGGGCUUGUUCGUCAUGUUCGGCGUGCCAGGGAAGCCCAAGGACAUCCGAGGAGUCCUGCUGGACAGCGUUGCCAAGGAGGAGCAGAAAUGCCGCCUGUCGGGCAGGAACGCGCUGCGGCAAUUUGUCACCAGCACUGACAGCUCCCUGCCCACAAAAGACAUGCUGGAAAAUUGCCUGGGCACCAAAAACAGGCUGAAGGACGUGGGCAAUGUGUACGUAAACUUUGUGUGAGCAGCUGGGCAGGAGCAGCGGCUCCAUGCAGCGCCGGGGGCCAUGCGGGGCUCAGCUCUGCCCCUCUCUCUCUGCUCCCCACCCUCCAUUCCCUCCACCUUCCCCUCGACCCAUCGUGUUCCCUUCGCUCCUGCAGAAGCCAGGCUGAGUCAGCCUCUCCAGGUUAUAAAGCAACGGGACAGACCUGCCAGAAAAAUGUGUUUAUAGAAGGCACGACGUUUUUCCAGAACAUUUUGUUCGCCAGACGUUAAGUCUUGGCUGGAGCGGCUGAAAGCUUUGUCAGCCAGAGCUCUGGGGAGGUCCUGGUGGAUUUGACUCAGAGCCUUUGUUUGCAGUGUGGCAGAUUUUCUUUUUCUGUCCUAGGAGGGUGAGUCUGUAAUAAUGGAAAUGUGCUGGUGCGGGUCAGAAGAGUUGUAAUGAGUGUGAAGGACAAUACCAGGCCUUAAAAUGACUGAUUUGAAGAAGUGAGUUGGUUUCAAUUAAGGGGAAAAGCCCUUUCCCAGUGCCAGAAAUGGGCUCUGAGAGAGACUUAUUAAUUACCUUCUCCCUAAUUGGUGCCAGGCUCCACAGGGCCUUGGAGCUGUGAACUAAAGGCAGGGCUGGAGCCAGCUUCAAAGCUUUUCUCACUGAGUGGCUGUGUCAGGACAAGGUGUGGCAAAAGCUACAGGUGUUCAAGAACACUUGGGAAAAAUUGAGCAGUGGGGACAAAAAACAGGCCUGACGUGGCUGGGACCUUUUCAUAGCAACAGAGGCAGCCGCUGACCAUUCACACAACAGAGAGCAAAUCUGGAGGAGGCAAGAUUAUGUCACUUGGAAAUUCUUUUCAGUAGCUUAGCAGUUGAUGGCACUUAUGGGCUUGGAUCUUUUCUAUUUCCCUCUGCUUUUUCUGGACUAAGUCAGGCUUUUGGGUUAUGCAGCUAUAAGUAUUUGCUGUACUGUUAACCAGCGAAGGAGGACCUGAUCCAUAUUCCAGCUGGUAAACGCACUUUGGUUAUGGCUGUCUGAAUUGUGUCAGUGCAAAACUCAUCUGCCUCUAAUUUUUAUGUAAAUUCAGUCAUUUAACAACAAAAAUAAUUUUGAAAUCACAUUGAUCUUUCACUAUUUACCAUUGUAAGACGGGGGCAGCUGUGAGAACUGAGAAUCAGAGGCUGUUACUUAGAGAGCCAUUAAAAAAAAGCCUAAAGAGGUUGAGGCAUCAGUGCCACGAGUGUUUGCAGCAUUCCAUGGCAGAGGCAGGGAAAGGGGAACUGAAAUAAAAACAAACACAGGGAACUGUGACAAAUUUUUGCUGAGUCACAAACGUAGCUGGGUUUGGAGGAGGGUGACCUUUCAGUCCUGAAACAGUUCAUUAAGACAGAAUAGUUUCUAAAGAGCUGCUGUCUCUGUAUUCUGUGUGUGUGGCUGGGUUUGGUGGGACAGAGGAGACAGUUCUGGUGAGUUGCAGAGACCCUGCAUAGCUGAGGGAGAUUUGGUUUUUUUUGAUUAAGAAUAAUCAACAGUGCAGCAAGAUUGAGACUGGUUUAUUAAAGACCUGCUGAAAGCUUUAAUUUUGCAUUAAAUUGGUAUAACUAUAUAAUAUAUAUAUAGGUAGAUAUAUAUUGGUAUAAUAUAUAUAAAUUGGUAUAUUCUAACUUCAACUAUCCAGUUCUUUAGAAAAUCUGGCACGCUUGAAAACUGUUUUGUUUUUCCUUUGCACGCUUUCUCAAUAAUAGAAGGGGAAAAUCAAAAUGUCUUGACUGUAUAGAGUUUGAACUGUGAGAGUUACACACUGGGGCAGUUGUUGAUUUGAUUUGUGUCCCUCAAAGGGCUCUGGUACCUCAGAGAUGUCACAGAGGCUUGGUAUGUUAUUUUGGGAGCUGGGUUCUGUUGCCCAGGCUGCACCACACUCUGGCCCUUUCCCUUGUGAGCUUCAGCUCAGGCCCCUGGGCCUUCAGCCAUGGUGGGAAUUGCCCAAGGCUCUGGAUUCUGGCUAGCAGCAGUGAAAAGUGUGAGCAUCUGACUGUGUUCAUCCACUCAGCCCAGCUGGAGCCUCGGCUCAGCACAGCCAUCCCCAGGCUUCGGUGACUGCACUUGCUGAUGGACUGGGUAAGGUGCAGCGCCCAGCCCAUGAAAUCCCAGGCAGUUUGUGUAGUAACAUGGCACAGCGUUCAUCCUGGUUUCUGAACAACCUGGAAUUCACUCCUUUCUCCCUUGGCAGUGUUUUCUGCUCUCAUUUCCCUCUGAGCACUCGCUGCUGGGAUACCCCAGGACAAGCCCAGUGUAUGGGAUGGAAACUGCUCCGUGUCUCACCAAGAGCUUCAAAGCCCGUUUGGUUUCCUGGGAGCAGUCGAUGAACUCGGCCUGGCUCGGGGUCCUGCUGGGAGGGUCAGCAUUCCCUGUGCCAGGAGGGGCAGAGCAGGACACCUUGUGAGAGCGUCGCCCUUGGGAAGGCUCCAUCCCCCUGCCUGCAGAAGGCACGGCAGAAAUGGGUGCUGAGAGCAGCACCACGGCAAUGAGGGGCUCAGGGAAAGGAACCAAACUCCCUCCGUGUGCCGGAGGCUCCGAGAGCUCUGCCAGAGGUGUCCCCCCCCUCCAUCCGAGCCCCCCGUGCUCCCCGUUUGUCCCAGUGCUGCGGGGCCCUGCCGGCCCUUUGCUCUGCUCUGCCUCCCUCUCCUCCCGGGGCUCCCUGUGGGAAUGCUCUGCUGCCCGCUGGAGCUGGGUGAGGAGCUGGGAUGCCGCCCGGGCUGCGGCUCAGGAUUGCCGUGGGGACAGAGACCCGAGGGAGCGCGGUGAGAGCGAGCCCGGGCUGGGCAGGCUGGGAGCCGAAUCCCAGGGCCUGCUGCGCUUCCCAGGAGGAUGCACAGAGUGGGCAGCCCAGGCACGGAGCUGAAUGCAUCCCCCUGCAAGCACAGAGCUGCUGGGCCUGGCUGUCCUUGCCAAGGGGACCAGGGGGCAGCUGGAAAAUAACCCAGGUGGGAUGGGGAGGAGCAGAGCUGGACUCGGCAGAGCCGCCUCAGGUCAGAGGACAUCGGCGCUGGCCCGGGGAUGGAGAUUUGCUUUUGGCCACCUUGUCUUUGUGCACAGCAGGUGUCACUUGGAGAAAUGGCCAGAGGAUGCAUUAAAUGCCUGCUCAAGGAGGAGCCCCUUGCUCCCUGCCUGCGGGCUGUGCAGUGUCCCUGUUCCCACCGUUUCCUUUGCCAUCUCCUGUGCUAACGUGGCUCCAGACUCCUCCUGCUCGCCAGAGCUUCGUCCUUCAGGGUCUGCAAAGGAGGGACAGAAAACACAUUUGCUCUCAGAGGUGGGAGAUGGGCUCCCCCAAAGGCAGGGAUCUGUGGGACGGUGGCUCCCAGCUUGGGUGUUUGUUCUGGGCUGUGAGGGCACCUCGGGACACCCCGAGGAGCAGGAGGCCAUUGGAGCUGCUGAGUGAAUCCUGCCAGCGCCGUGUCCAUCCCUGGCUGUCCCAACUGCAGGCAGGGCUGAGCCCCGAGGAGCAGCCACAGAGUCCUGCCAGCCCCGGCUCCCGCUGCUCCGGGUGCCAGCUCCCGGCUCUUCGGGGGAUCUGCGUGGAGGAGCUGAGGAACCAGAGCUCAGGUGGGAUUAGAUGAGCUCUGCUCUCCCUGCAAACCUCCAGCUCUCCACGGGAGCCUUCCUUCUCCCAGAGGUUCCAGUUUAAUCGAGUGGCAGUGGAGAAAAAAGGAAGCCAUUCCCCGUUGUCCUGGCACUCCAGGGUGACAGGUACUGCAAAGGGAAGGAGUCAGAGAUGGGGACUAGGAAUGUUUCCUCUUGCUUUUCCCAGCUAAAAGGGACUUUAAUCACAAUAGCUUGAGAUAUUAUUUGUUAUAUGACCUCAGUGAGGGCAUGUGGCCAUAUCUGCUGUAUUUAUGGAUACUUUAUUCCCUGUUCAAUCCUUUUCUUCCCCUUUGGCUCUCCACAGACCACAGGGGCAGUGAGGGAAAAGCCACAUCCAUGGACACAAAGGGGACCUUCCAUCCAGAGCAGCUCCUGGCCAUGGCUGAAAGAGCCGCGGGCAGAGAUUCCCGCUGGGCUGCGGGCACGGGGCAGGGCCGGGAGCUCCUGGGCAGCUCCCCCGGCAAUUCCCCGCCGCUCCCCCCGCAUCCCGCCCGGACACGCUGCGGAGAAUCCCGGCGGCCCCAGCUGGGAACUCGCUGAACUGGGAGCAAAGCUGAAGGGUUUGUCAGCGAGAGAGGCGGUGAUUUACAGAGCAAAGCAGAGUGGCAUUCCACACCGGGAAUUCGGGAUUUGGGAUGGUCCCAAUCCGUAAUCCAUAAUCUUUCUGCUCAGACCCAGGAUUGUUCUGGCUGGCAGAAGCUGCACCAAUCUCCCAGGAAUCUCAGUCUGCAUUUUCUUUUCUCCCGGUUCUCCCAAUCCUCACUUUGGGGGUGCAGUGCAGCCCUGCCCUGUCUAUCUCCUAGAAGAGUUUUGGGGUUCAAAGUGUUCUUUUAUAUUCUGCAGUGUUCAUAAUUUCAUUAAAAAGAAUAAAAACAUA